GCACGUUCCCUACAUCAGGGCCGUUCCGAGGGAGCAAGGAGGGGCGCUGCCGAAAAUACAUCCAUCCCAUCCCUGAAGAUGUAACACAUUUGGAGGCAUUUCAAACAAGUGAGCGAGUGUGAAAUAAGGUGGCAUUGGAGCCUUAAUCCUCUCGGCAGCACUUUAAAAAUCCUCUCUGAAAAAAAAAAGGUUCCGCCGAGGUAAUUGCUGACAGUGUAAGAAGCUUUUUUUUUUCUCUCUCUCUCUCUCUCUCUCUCUUUCUCUUUUUUCUUCUCCCUUCUUUUCCAUGACUGGAAAAGCUGACGGGCUGAAGCAUCUCUUUUUUUUGAAGCAGCGCAGUGUGCACAAUUUCUUGCGCCGCACCUCAUUUGAUUAGCAUUGAUCUGCCCUCCACGGAUGUGAUCCCACCCUGUUUGUUUGAGUGUUUAUUUAUGCAUUUAUUCACAUAUUCACUUUCUCAUUUAUCGAUUUCGGUUUAUAAAUAUAUAUAUAUAUGUAUAUCUAUUUAUUUACACCAGCGUGAGAUUUCUUGAAGAAGGUCCCCUCACACUUCAUGCACACGUGUGCUUGCUUACACAGGCACACGCAAGCACACGCACAAAAAUCUAAUAGAGCCUGUGCGCACGCGCAGCGCGUGUGCUGAGUGCCCCAAGGGGGGGGACCGGAGUGCUCAUUAAGGAGAGGCUCUGCCAUAUUCUGAAUCGAGACCGUGGGACUCCCAGCCCGACUAUUUAUAGCUGCCGUGUCUCCAUGGCAGUCACCGCUGCGCCGCUGAAGCGCAGCCUCGGCCCAAGACGCCAAUUAAGAAUGAAACAAAAAAAAAGCGCCUUUUAGGCUGGGGCGUGGCCCACUCUUUUUCUAGACCCCCCUCCUUCCCCAACACACACACAAACACACACACCUCCACCCAUUCCCAUUCCCUCCACCCACUUGGGUUCCAUCAGUAAGCGAGCGCAUCCUCGUUUCCUGUGCUGAGGCUGCUCGGGGCAGAGGGAGGACGCAGGGAAACUGGGAUGGACGAGCCUUGCUGCGGCGCUGGCUAUUUUUAAAAAGCACCCCCCCCUUCCCUUGCCUUCCCCUCCUCCCCAUCAUCAUCAUCAGCACCACCACCACCACCCCUCCUCCUCCUCCUCCUCCUUCUCUUCACCCCAGUCCCUCCUCCUCCUCUCCUCUUCCUCCUCAGGAAGAAGGAGAGCAAGCCAGGGAUAUCUCUCUUUUUGUUGUUGUUGUUGUUUUGGUUGUGUUUUUCGGAUUCUCCCCUCUCGCUGCCUCGCCGAUGAUGCUCUUGCACUUGCACGGGAGGCAUUGUGGCGGCGAGCUUUGGGAUGACUACGGAUGCGAUGAAUUGCUGUGACUCAUAGGGGCUUCAGAGAGUUCCAACAGGUCAGAAGAGUGAUGACCAUCCUGUUCCUUACUAUGGUUAUUUCAUACUUCAGUUGCAUGAGAGCUGCGCCCAUGAGAGAGGUCCCGGGCGUGCAAGGAGGGGGCCACCGAGGCGCCGAGGGCUACCUGGGGGCCGCCGCCGCCGCUGUGGCCUCGGCCGGCCGGGGCCACGGGACUCCACAAAGCGGGGGUGGGCUGCCCUCGCUCACGGACACUUUCGAGCAGGUGAUCGAGGAGCUGCUGGAGGCGGAAGGAGGCGCGGCGGAGGACGAGGAGGUGGCGGCUGGGGCGGUGCAGCACCUGGGGCCCGGGGUGGACCAGGGCCAGGGAGGAGGGGGCCCCGUGUCGGCGGCAGCAGCGGUGGCGGCCGAAUCGAAGGACGUCGACAUGUACGCCUCGCGGGUGAUGAUCAGCAACCAAGUGCCUUUGGAGCCGCCGUUGCUCUUUCUCUUGGAGGAAUACAAAAACUACCUGGACGCCGCCAACAUGUCCAUGCGCGUGCGGCGGCACUCGGACCCCGCUCGGCGCGGGGAGCUCAGCGUGUGUGACAGUAUUAGCCAGUGGGUGACAGCCGUGGACAAAAAGACGGCCAUCGACAUGUCCGGCCAGACCGUCACCGUCCUGGAGAAGGUCCCGGUGGCCAACGGUCAGCUGAAGCAAUACUUUUACGAGACCAAAUGCAACCCCUUGGGUUACACAAAGGAGGGCUGCCGAGGAAUAGACAAGCGGCACUAUAACUCACAAUGCCGGACAACCCAGUCGUACGUGCGAGCCCUCACCAUGGAUAGCAAACGGAAGAUCGGCUGGAGGUUUAUACGGAUAGACACUUCGUGUGUAUGCACAUUGACCAUUAAGAGGGGGAGAUAGUGUACACAAUGUAUAGAUUUUAUUCAGAGUUCUAAAAAAACAGAGAGAGAAAAGAGUAAAUAUCUAUUUGUAUAUAUACAUAACAGGGUAAAUUAUUCCGUCAGAUGAAAAAUUUUAUGGACUGCAUGUAAAAAAGAUGAAGUUUAUACAGUAAAGUGAUACUACAGUCUAUUUAUUGAACAUAUUCAUGACCUUGUAAACAAUUAAAAAAAGAUCUGAUCAGUCAUUUGCGCCCAGUUCAAAUUACUAUAUCACAUUCCUCCAGACAUUGUGGUUUUUUUACGUUGCCAAGAACUCAAGAAAUGAGGGGAGGAGAGCAGAAAGGGAGAAUUACAUAGGAAACGAAAGAGACAGAGAGAGAGAGAGAGA
Molecule: messenger RNA, 2619 nt
Organism: Astyanax mexicanus (Mexican tetra)
Lineage: Eukaryota; Metazoa; Chordata; Actinopteri; Characiformes; Acestrorhamphidae
Gene: bdnf
Product: brain-derived neurotrophic factor
Exons: 2
Coding region: 1396-2250 (284 amino acids)
Biological process (GO): regulation of neuron differentiation; positive regulation of collateral sprouting; nerve growth factor signaling pathway
Molecular function (GO): growth factor activity; nerve growth factor receptor binding
Source: RefSeq, a predicted model, not a curated record